AUGUCUCAAAACUGUCCGGGCUUUGGCCGCGGUGCUCAGCCUGAGAACGAUUGCAUCGAUCCUCGACUCCUACAGCAGCACCCAGGUCAACACCCCAGUCAAUUGCAUCAACACAUAGACAGUCACAAUGCCACCAACUCGAGUUUUGGCGAUUUUCCUUACGAGUACGUGCGGACCGGUGAAGCGCCUAUGGGAAUUCACUUUGGCUCGGCAGGUGACGAGACGCAUGAGGCGUUGCGUGGAGAGCGACAACUCGCUGAGCGCUUCAAUCGUCAUCGUCAUGUGGAUGUAGUCGGAGGCUUGCGGUAUGGUCAGCGCUUUCAAUCUGACCGAGACCGGUCUCCUGCGUUCGGACCUGCUCGAUGCAGCCCUGCCCCAAACACCUGGCGGGGAGCCAAUACUACAGCUUUGAGCAACAAUCUUGGCCUCAACCCUGGACCAAUGCCACAAAGCUCCAUCAUGCCUCCAGAGGAGGAGAUCCCACGUUAUGGCAACUUCAUUGCACAGCCAUUUGCCGGUGGCAGCUUCGGAUUGCAAUCGACUCGAGAUAUCGCCCGGGGCGGUGAUCAAUCUCUCUACAGCGAGACAUAUGGUCACAGCUCCGGUAUCCAUUAUCCUACACCCUCUCCAGCGUACCCCCAGUAUGGUGCCCACUUGACAUCUCAUGUUGAGCAUCCGUCGCAGCCACAGCUAAUCUCCGCGGCUCCUUUGCGAAAUCCAUAUGGGAGUCUGCGUCGAUCGUCAGCUCAGCACACCGGACAUCACGAUCACGGAAGCUAUGGUGGCUACUUUGGAGGCCGAGAUCAGGCUACGGCCUAUGAUUUCCAACCGAAUGAAACUCAAGAACAAGACGCCACUCAGUUUGGGACUAUCGGCCCUCGAUCGCGAGACGCAUUUGCGAGACAAUCUCGCAGUCAUUCUCGCGAGGAUUUCGAAGAUGCAGUCAAUGAGGCUAUCUCAAGUGUUGCCGACGACCGAAAGAGCAUGCACAGCGAACAGGCAGGAUAUACGCCUCCGCCAGGAUACGAAGGCACUGGGGCUGUCGCGGACGACGAAAGCGAUGGCGAUCGCGAAAACGACGAGUUAGGUGCUUAUCCGAGUGAAGGAAACGAUGCUGAGGGAGUCCAGGAAGAAGGAUCGGAAGAGGAGGCAGAUGAAGACCAGGAAGAUGCACAGCAUGUGCCCUCUUCCUCAUCAAGCUUCUUGGCCGCGGUGAACGAUCAGAAUGCUUCGGCAUGGCGUCAAGAAGCACUUCAUAUUCCGGCAACUCACAGCUUCCGCAGCAUCGACAACUUCGUCGGCCGCCCCCCUCAGCAAAUACGAUUUGGUCCAGAGUCAGAGCGUAACGCGGCUCGAUUUUAUCGACGCUAUAGCACUGCAGAGAUCUUGAACGGAGCCGUACAUCCCGACGACCUAGGCGGUCGCCUGAUAUUGCGAGUCGCGGAAGACGCCAAGAAUCAUGAGAUCCGAGAUGCUAUCAACGAGCUCAAGGCGGCAUGGAACGCACGUGAACCUCGCAAUUCCAAGAAGAGAAAGGCUUCCAUGGGCAAGUCCAACUUCGUUACUAAGCGAAUCAACCUUGCAAUUGCAGCAAAAGCGAAGCACAUUAGCAAGAGAGAUGGAGGCGAUGAGCGAGAAGUUUUGGAGGAGCUUCACAGAGCAUUGGACAGAAAGGCUCCGACUGUGCCGAGAGGUGUUGCUAAGGCUGACCGAGAGAAGGUGAAGUUGGAAACUAAGGCUACUGAUGCUGCUGCCGCUUCCAACUCCACAUCUACGGGUCAGGAAUAG
Lecanosticta acicola is the source of this 1788-nucleotide messenger RNA. The record is from the annotation of a GenBank genome assembly. Lineage: Eukaryota; Fungi; Ascomycota; Dothideomycetes; Mycosphaerellales; Mycosphaerellaceae.